GCUUGUUCAGGACCACCACCUCUGAGCUUUGAACCAUACAUCUGCGGAAGGGCCACUAUUCUGAAGCUUUUACCUGAUUCUUUUGCUGAAGCCGACGACACUAUGGACCCCAGGGACCUAGAGAACAUCAACGCUCUCCUCGACCAGGAUGUCGAACUCCGAGAAAAAAUCAAGGAACAGGUCACGGAACUCGAUAAGAAAACCCGCACCAUGACCGGUCUGCUAAACAAAAUCCACUCGACGCCAAGCGCCGAAAUGCCCAAGCUAUUGGACUCCGUCAAGCCAACUCUCAAUUCUUGCUCUGAGACGACAAACGCUAUUGCCGCAAUAAUUCCACCAAACCAAUUUUGGCGGUGGAAGGAUAUGUGGGCGAACUCGCUUCGCAACGUGGUCUUCUCCGCCGCGCUCAUCGACUACCUAUCGACCGGGUCGCUGAUCUCAAUUCAACGCGUCGAAGAGAUCUUGGAAGUCAAGGAGGAGCGAAGGGACCGCUUCUGCUUGCCUCCUGAGGACUACUUACAUGGAAUCAUCAGCAUGGUGAACGAGCUGUCACGACUAGCGGUGAACUCCGUGACCUUGGGCAACUUCGAGGAGCCCAUUCGGAUAUCUGUGUUCGUCAAGGACCUCUUUGCCGGAUUUUCGAUGCUGAACCUCAAGAACGACACGCUGCGACGACGGUUCGACAGCUUGAAAUAUGAUCUGAAGAAGAUCGAGGAAGUCGUAUACGAUGUGUCGUUGCGGAAUCUGGCACCGUCCGCGCACAAAACGGAAGAGAGCAAAUGAAAGGUCGUCGAGCGUAUAAUAUCGUGUUGUAUGAGUACUCUUCUGCCGUCCACCCUCUUGUCACCAUUGGAAACGCGAGAGGAGGAAAUGCAGUGUAUAUCAAACCCGAGAUAGGCAGUGACAGGUGAUGAGGCCUUGUAUGGUCCGCAAUACAAGAGACUGAUCU
This is a messenger RNA of Schizophyllum commune H4-8, 949 nucleotides long. Its product is annotated as Translin. Gene Ontology annotation, biological process: RNA metabolic process. Bases 103 to 783 code for a protein of 226 amino acids. The record is from RefSeq and is a predicted model, not a curated record. Lineage: Eukaryota; Fungi; Basidiomycota; Agaricomycetes; Agaricales; Schizophyllaceae. The transcript is spliced from 7 exons. Gene Ontology annotation, molecular function: single-stranded DNA binding; sequence-specific DNA binding; RNA binding. Gene Ontology annotation, cellular component: nucleus; cytoplasm.